AAAUAUACGUGUUCAGAGUUGUAGCUGCAGCCUCUUCUUUGACGGAGAGCAAAACACACGCAUGACCAGGCUUUUUUUGUUCAACGACGGCGUUGUUUUCAUGUCUCAGAGUAAUGUUAGCAAUAUAGCAUAGCAUAGCUUGAGUUAAAGGCGCUUAUAACCAACUAUUCGUCUGUCGCUCUUUAGGUUUUUUUUCGAUGAAUGGUUGACGAAUUAGCUUCCGGAUUCGUUUCAGUGGUCUAAGUAAACACCACCAACAGGAAACACGUUUUUCCGAUAGGCGAGGGGAAACUAAACUCACCGCAAAACUCCCCGGAUGAGCGAACGCUGAAGGCCCGACCAAUCGCGCUGCUCGUGUGCUAAUGUGGCUAAAGUCAGCUGUUUGAGCUAACGACACGCUACUUUUCUCCAAGACUUUACCGCAACGAGCCAAAAUGUUCGGUUCGUCAAGAUCUGGGGGCGUCCGCGGAGGUCAGGACCAGUUCAACUGGGACGACGUGAAAGUGGAUAAACACAGAGAAAAUUAUCUCGGGAACUCCUUGAUGGCACCGGUAGGACGAUGGCAAAAAGGCAAAGAUCUGACGUGGUACGCAAGAGACAAAAAAGGCAGCAGACCUUUGUCCAAAGAAGAGGAGCUUGCUGCCGUCAAGGCUGCGGAGCACGAGGCACUGAUGGCUGCCCUUGGGCACAAGAAUAUUAAAAGGCAACCGACUGGCCUGACCAAAGAGGACCUUGCGGAUGUCUGCAGGAGGGAAGAGGCUGACGGCGAGGAGAAAGAUGUGGAUCGUAUCUCAGGCUUGGGGAGCUCCAGUGCAGGGUCAAGGAAAAUGGUGCUCUCCCAAAAGGAGAAAGAGGCAGCUAAAAUAGGCUUGCCUGUUUUUACGCAUCACAAAACAGAAGCUCGUCCAGAAACCUCAACAACAAAGACUUCUCAGAGUGUAGAACGAGGCAACGAGGAACAACGGCACGAGAGUAAAAAGAAGAAGAAAGAAAAAAAGAGCAAAAAGGAGAAAAAGAAGAAGGAAAAAAAGAAGAAAAGGCAAAGAAGAGACUCGUCCUCAUCAGACUCGGAUGACAACAGAAAGAGGCAGAGAAAGGACCACCAUCAUCAUAAUCCAUCAUACCAUAGUCAGAGUGGAGCCAGACCCCAUGACAGCCAUUCAAGGGGGGGAGCAAAGGCCGAGCGACAGCCCUCCUACCCCCAUCACCGACGGCAGCGACAUGACUCAGACUCCUCGGACGGGGGGUCUCCGGUCCCCCGUCACCCUGCCGGCCACAAGACGGCCCCUGCUGGUGCCAUACAAAGCCACAGGCGGCGCCAUGACACAGACUCGGACGACUAAUGUCCUCCCUGCCCUCCCCCAAUUCAAAGACGCAUAACACGGACAGAAUGCUCCGCAGCAGCUCGAUGGCCCCGAAGACCUCAUUUACUCUCAACGGCCAAUCUGAGUGUGGAUGGAGACGGGUCGACGUGUCUGAUUAACAGGCGUUGGCCUUGUGUUUUAGUUUCUUACCCCAAUAAGUCAAUAUGGGGACUCUCAUGUCUUUAGUGUUUCUGUUUAACACUUUUAAUGUGAUUAAAUUGCUAAAUAUCAUAUUUUGUAUUGUGAUAGAUUGUGAUCUUGUUUUUUAUCUAAUUGGUUAAAAUACUACACAAAGCAAAACAAAAUGAUCUUUUAUCCCUGUGUCUGGCCCUGGUGGCUGUCACUGUUUGGAAAAAUGUUGGAAAAUUAAAUCAGAACGGUAAUGCCACAAGCAGAGA
This is a messenger RNA of Acanthopagrus latus (yellowfin seabream), 1762 nucleotides long. It is a transcript of the gene c21h1orf35, whose product is annotated as chromosome 21 C1orf35 homolog. Lineage: Eukaryota; Metazoa; Chordata; Actinopteri; Spariformes; Sparidae. The record is from RefSeq and is a predicted model, not a curated record. Bases 435 to 1343 code for a protein of 302 amino acids. The transcript is spliced from 8 exons.